Messenger RNA from Diversispora eburnea, 1305 nucleotides. NCBI's taxonomy places the organism in Eukaryota, Fungi, Glomeromycota, Glomeromycetes, Diversisporales, Diversisporaceae. The record is from the annotation of a GenBank genome assembly.
AUGUGCGAAGAUAAGGGUUCUUGGCCUCUAUAUUGUAUAUUGCGUGGGACAAACUCAUUAAUAACGAAAUUGAUUUCGAAUUCUGGAUUUAUGGUUCUAAGACGAACUCCCUCGGGUUCAGAUCUAGACGAAGAGGAAUUAUUCAUUAAUGAGAAAAAUAUUUUAGUUGAUUCAUCGAAUCAAGAGGAAACGCAACAACAUAAUUUGAGUCAUUAUCAAAAGGGGCACGAACUUAAUAUUGAAAGCCAUAAUGGUCGUAAUGAUUACAAACAUGAAAAUCAUCAACAUAAUCAAGAAUUUGGUCAAAUAAACGCAAAAAAUAUAUGUUAUCAUCAUAAUGUAAAACCUUUACCAACAUUAAAAUAUAUAUUUUCAUCAUUACUUCCUUCACAAAAAACAUUAUUUACCUGGGGAAUAAUACAUUUAUUCUUAGGUAUAAUAUUAUGGUUAAAAGGUCAAUGGGGCUGUGGAUUAGCAGUCACAGGAUUUGCAUAUCUAGUAAUAUUUGAUGCAAUGGGAAUUUUCACAAUAUUUACUUCAUCUGUUCUGGCAACUUAUAGAUCAUUUAGAAUAUCUUCAAUAAGAAAUCCAUUUGGAAUUCAACGAUAUGAAAUAUUAUUUGGAUUUGUAAAUAUUUUAUAUCUUUUAUUUGUUGGAUUAUAUUUACUGAAGGAAGGCUUUGAACAUUUAAUAAUAGAAACAAGUGAAAACCAUAUAAAAAGUAUUAGUUCUCCAUUGCCAAUGGUUUGGAUUUUAAUUGCUCUUUGUGUGACAUUAAUAUCAGCAAUUGGUUACCAAAAUCAUUUAGGGUUUUGUGCAUUGUUAAAAUCUAUAUCAUUUAAUGGCAGGAUGUAUCAAUCUUAUUAUGAGAAGCUAAAUUUUGGAUUUAUAAAUUUUUUUACUUUGAUAACAUUAUUUUGUGGAGUUGGAGUGAUCACAAUUAGUUAUCUCAUGGAACAAAACCAAAAUUUAGGAUGGUUAGAUAAUUUAAUGUCUAUUUUGGAAUCUUUUUUCAUAUUUUAUCUUGCUGGUCCAGUUGCAAUAGCAUUGGGUAAAAUUCUAUUACAAACAACUCCUGAAGUAGCAUAUAGAAGUUUAGAUGAAUGUAUGCGCGAGAUCCAGCUUGAUCCAACAAUUUUAUCUUUAACUGCUACCCAUUUUUGGCAAAAUUCUUAUGGACAAGUGGUCGGUACAUUAUGUGUACACGUCAACCAAGAUGCUAAUGAACAAGUUGUCUUGUCAAAUGUAUACAAUAGAUUAAGUCCAUUGUUUAUAAAUAAUGAUGACGUCGGAAAGAUUCAUUAA